Molecule: messenger RNA, 1857 nt
Organism: Amyelois transitella
Lineage: Eukaryota; Metazoa; Arthropoda; Insecta; Lepidoptera; Pyralidae
Product: regucalcin-like
Exons: 8
Coding region: 811-1842 (343 amino acids)
Biological process (GO): L-ascorbic acid biosynthetic process
Molecular function (GO): calcium ion binding; gluconolactonase activity
Source: RefSeq, a predicted model, not a curated record
UCUUUUCAAGUUAGCCAUGCCUCACAAGGGAUAUGACGUUAUUAUAUGUAUGUAUCUACCUGUUCACCAACUUGUUACAAUAUCAACCUCUUACCGCCUUGAAUAUGGAAAUCUAUGAAUAAUAAGUACCUACCUACCUACUUAUUUUUAGAUUUAUUUGUUCAGUACAUAGGUUUUGAUUGUUAUUUGUGAGCAAAACUUAGUAAAAUAAAUUUUGCGCUCUGCUUAUUUAAGGCAUGACGGAAAGAUUAUGACGUGUUUUAAAAUGUCAUUAUUUAUUAUAAACAUUUAAAAUUGGACAGUGUCCAAGAGCAACUAGCUCUAAAGUAUGACGUCAAACUAGAGAACUAUGAAAACAAGGAAUAGAAAGUUUACAAUACAUCAAAACAGGAUAUUAACAUCAAGAUUUCAAUGUGUAUGUAUAGAUGUGUAAGUAUGUGCUUAAUUGAUCUUCAUUCCUGCAGUUCUGCAACUGAUAUUACUGGCAUAAUUCCUAUUGCAUCCUAGAUGGCAUUCUAUUAACAACUCUUUCAAAAAAGUGGAAUCACCCGCACGCAAAGACGGGGACUUACCAUAAUCCCCCGGGUUACAUAUACAUGUACUCCGUAUAGUUAAUUAUCUAUCGCGUAAUGCAUGUGAACUUUUUGAGUCUGUGGCGAAGGUUCCUUGCACAAAGACGGACAGUCUCUUAGAGGCGCUUGAGGCUUCAUCGUGGCAUUGCCGAGUGGUUCACGCACCAGUAAACACGUCUUAUAAAUAUCUUACUGAUAAAUACUACUUCCGGUGAAACCUUAUUUUAACUAAGUAACAAUGAAGUUUGCAAUCAUUAUUUUGUGUUGGUUGCCAAUAGAAAAUAUUUGGGCGUUCCAGUCGAAUACACCCCUUAUCAAGAACGUAUUUCGCGGAGGUGGGCACUUGGAGGGGCCUACGUGGUCCACCACUGAGAACGCCCUCUACUUUGUGGACAUCACGGGGCAGAAGGUCCACCGUCUAGACGGAUUUGUUGGGAACGUCACCACACGGGACAUCAGUUAUGGGCCUGUGUCGCUAGUGGUGCCCGUGGCAAACUUUCCGAAAUUAGUCCUGGUGUCAUCCAAGCGGUCAUUGUUCUUCCUGCCCUGGGACAGUGCCGACGGAGACAAGUCUCUCUCCCUACUGAGCACUGUUGAUUAUGGGAUACCCGACAAUAGGAUCAACGACGGGAAGGUUGACGCCAAGGGAAGACUAUGGUUCGGAACUAUGGGCAAAGAAGAAAAUGGAGCAGUGGACCAAGACAGAGCCUCUCUAUACAUGCUAGACGAGCAUAACUACGCUAAUCCAGAGAUCAAGAUUCGGCCAGUAUCGCUCUCCAACGGCCUCGCCUGGACGCCGGACAACAAAUACAUGUUCUACAUCGAUACCACCACCAGGAACGUAGAUGUGUUUGAUUUUGACCUCGACUCUGCCACUUUACGUAACCGCAGGACGCUGUUUAGCUUCAAAGCAAACAACGUGAGCGGCGACCCGGACGGCAUGACCAUAGACAGCGACGAGAAUCUGUGGGUGGCCUGCUACGGGGGAGGAAAGGUGAUCAAAAUAGAUUCACGAGCUGGCAAGCUGAUGGAACAACAUAAGAUUGAGGCUAGUCAGGUGACGUCAGUCAUGUGGGGGGGAAAAGACCUGUCUACACUAUACGUGACUACCAGUCGUAAAGACCUCUCUCCGGCGCAGCUGGCACAGGAACCAGAAGCAGGGUCCCUCUUCGCAAUAGACGGCACGGGCGCUAAGGGACUGCCGCAAUACGAACUUAAAUUCGCAGACGCCACCAAAUAUAUAGCCGGAUUUAUACCGCAAAAUAAAUAAGUUUAUUAUAAAAAU